GAAUGCCUUAAUAUUUUUUUUCUUAAUUUUCCUCUACAUGUAAUGAUUUACAGUUCAUCCGUUAUUUUUGUCUACAGUAGUGGGAGCCGCAGAGCCACGACCAAUGCAAGGAAAUUUGAUGAACAAUGGAAGCCAUGACACAUCCAAUGACAUACAGAAAUUGCAACAAGAGCUGCAGGACAUCAAAGAACAAACUAUGUGCCCUGUCUGUCUUGACCGGCUUAAAAACAUGAUAUUUAUGUGUGGCCAUGGAACCUGCCAGAUGUGUGGAGACCAAAUGUCAGAAUGUCCAAUAUGUCGAAAACCAGUAGAAAAGCGGAUUCUCUUGUAUCACUGAUCAACAAGAUUUCGGCAUCGGUCCUCGCAGCGACUGAUGCCGAAUUCCCGGAGCCACUCUGCGGACAGGCCCCAGCUGCGAAAUGCAGUUUUACAUGCCACUGUUGAGAGAACAAUGACUCUCAAUAGAAGAGUUCUUCCUGCAGGACGCAUUCCAGUUCCUCCCCCUCGUGUUCCUCCAUUGAAACCAAAGGAGCUGGUGGUGAAACUGCCUCCAAGCGCCAAUGAUUCAUAACAGACAUUUAUCUGAACAUUCAAAAUGAUUUGUAAGGACCUCUUAGCCAGAUAUAGUGGUGAAGAUACCUACAGUGUAUACAUACCUUAUCCAGGAUCCUUUGAAAAGAACACCACUCAUUAUAAAAACUUCGGGAUAGUCAUUUAUUAGUGUUGCAGAAUAUGACGAGAAAUUUUCUGCCUUUGAGGCAAGCAUAAUAAUUAUUUUCAAAUGUAAAUGUGCUCAUUCAAAUAUUUAAAAAGUACUCUAUUGUCCUUUGAUAGCAAUUUUUUUUCUUUUCUUUUUUUAGUGCUCUUAUGUAACACAAAUCGAUUUGAGCAAGUUAUAUAGUAAUUUUAUUCCUUGUUGUAUUUUGCUGGUUUUAUAAUCAUGUUGUUUUUGUGAUCUAGCUUUGUUAAAGAAGUUAUGAUAUAUGCUUGUGGUAAAUUCACACAUCUCAUUUCACAAAAGAAAAAAUGAAUUUUCAAGGUCUUCUCAUUGUUGAGUUUUUAUCAGUGCCUUUUUGUAUUCCUGUUGACUUUUGUUUCAGUAAAACCUGUAGAUUAUAGUGAACUUUUAUGCUAAAUCAUUAGUUUAAUUCUUUUCUUGGAAAGUUUGGAUUGAUGGUGAUGAUGUAUUAAAGCCUUAUUUGACGUGGAGCACUAUCUCUUACAUUCAUUGUGAAUUCAAAUAUUUGACUGAUAAAAUGUUUGUGUAAACCUUUAAUUAUAAGAGAUU
Molecule: messenger RNA, 1288 nt
Organism: Frankliniella occidentalis (western flower thrips)
Lineage: Eukaryota; Metazoa; Arthropoda; Insecta; Thysanoptera; Thripidae
Product: E3 ubiquitin-protein ligase mib1-like
Exons: 2
Coding region: 104-337 (77 amino acids)
Biological process (GO): protein ubiquitination
Cellular component (GO): cytoplasm
Molecular function (GO): ubiquitin-protein transferase activity
Source: RefSeq, a predicted model, not a curated record